AUGCUGGUUUCAUUUCGCGAACAAGCUCAAAGCUAUUACAAAGAACUAACACCGUGGGCAAAAGCGGCAGUACUUGGCGGAAUUGCAAUAGCAUUUUAUAUUCCUUACAGGUAUUUUAUCACAAGACCGAGGAAGACACUGAUAAAAGGAGAUUACAGAAAUGGAAUGGUCUAUCUAUAUCAGCUUCCACGAAUAAAGUACAUCCCAAGUUUGUCAUCAUUUUGCUUGAAAUUGGAAACGUGGUUGCGUAUAGCCGAUAUAAACUAUGAAAAUAUAUGCUCUUGGCACACACGUUCGCUGGAAGGUUCUGUACCAUUCUUGGAAUAUAAUGGCAAAGAAUAUUCAGAUUCUUCUCUUGCUAUAAUGACGUUUUCAAUUUACAGGGAUAUGACGAAAAUAUUUGCUAAAGAAGCAAUGGAAAACCAUUUGAGUAGUGAGCAAAGAGCCACAUCUCAUGCAUUCGAAGCAAUGGUGGAAAAUUCUUUAAUCAUGAGUGUUGCUUAUAUUCAGCUCAUGGACCACAAAAAUGAUAUUUGGCGUGAACUCCCGAAUGACGAAUUGAAGAAACUGCAGAACCCUUCAUUAAUGAAACACACCCGAGAAGAAAUUUUGACUAUGGCAGAUAAUGAUUUAAAGGCAAUAUCGUCAUUUCUUGGUAGCAAUUAUUAUUUCAGUGGCUUUAAACCAACAACAGUGGAUGCAACAUUAUUUAGCGUGUUAGCACAGAUCGUCUAUGCACCUUAUGAGCUGCCGCAGAAAGUAUCAAUUGAACGAAAUUUUCCAAAUUUAAAAGAAUACUGUGAUCGGAUUAAAGGACGAUAUUGGCCAGAUUGGGAAGAAUGUACUAAAAAAUUUACUACCAAUUCUCAGUGGAAGAAGAAAAUAUGA
Thelazia callipaeda (thelaziosis nematode) is the source of this 888-nucleotide messenger RNA. The record is from the annotation of a GenBank genome assembly. NCBI's taxonomy places the organism in Eukaryota, Metazoa, Nematoda, Chromadorea, Rhabditida, Thelaziidae.